Molecule: messenger RNA, 847 nt
Organism: Nerophis lumbriciformis (worm pipefish)
Lineage: Eukaryota; Metazoa; Chordata; Actinopteri; Syngnathiformes; Syngnathidae
Product: protein-lysine 6-oxidase
Biological process (GO): peptidyl-lysine oxidation; collagen fibril organization
Molecular function (GO): copper ion binding; protein-lysine 6-oxidase activity
Source: RefSeq, a predicted model, not a curated record
UACUACUACUACAGACCCAGGACCAGGACCAGGACCAGGACCCCACACUGGCACAGGAGCAGGUACCACCACAGAGGUCUUCCUGACCUGGUUCCUGACGCAGACCACAUCCAGCUCCGCCUCCUCUGCGCAGCAGUACGACAGCAGGGUUCUCCUGAGGUUCCCUCAGCGUGUGAAGAACCAAGGCAACGCAGACUUCCUGCCCAACACACCUCGCCACACCUGGGAGUGGCACAGCUGCCACAAUCACUUCCACAGCAUGGAGGAGAUGAGUGUGUACGAGCUGCUACAUGCUAACACGCUCCAGGCGGUGGCUGAAGGACACAAAGCUAGCUUCUGUCUGGAGGACACUUCCUGUGAUGAAGGCUACAACCGCCGCUACGCCUGUACCUCACACACACAGGGUUUGAGUCCUGGUUGCUACGACACCUACAACGCUGACAUCGACUGUCAGUGGAUCGACAUCACAGACGUCUCUCCUGGGAAAUACAUCCUCAAAGUGACCGUCAACCCAAAGCGGAACGUUCUGGAAUCCAACUUUGCCAACAACGUGGUGCGCUGUGACGUCCACUACACAGGACGUGCUGCUCACCUGUCAGGGUGCCAGACCAGCUCCUGAGGACCAGGUCUUGUGUCCUAGUCCUGGUCCUGGUCCUGCAAAGACCUGCUGCCUUGGAAAGAUGCUUCUUCUUGUCAGUGACGUGUGCAGUACCGCCUUGUGACCACCAGAGGGCGCUGCUGCUGCUGCGUGUGUUGCUAUAUUUCUUUCCAGGCUGUCAUUAUGGAGUCUAAUGCUAGUCACUAUUUUAAGGGACAAGCGGUAGAAAAUGGAUAGAUGGGUUACACA